GAAGGAACAUGUGAUAGCUCGCCUAGACAUUUCCCAUUUACCGCACAUAUGCAAUGGCUCUAUCAUCUUUUUUUUGCACUAACGUAUAAUGAUAGAUUAUUAUUGCUCCAAGGAUGUGAUUUUUGGCCUGGCUCCGAUGACGUCGAUGACCACUUGCGUUCUGAUCCACUCCACCAAACACAAAAUGGUACACGGCGAUCUCAUUGUAACUUGACCAUCACGAGCUACUUAUGGCAACGAUUAUUGCUGCAUUGACGAACUUUGGGCAGUCCUUGGCUGCUAUCGGGCUGUCGUUGUUGUAUUCUGUGCUAGCUGUGUUUCAAGCCGUCUUCGCGCUUGUUCAAAGCACGGUAGAGAGUAUACUGAAGCUAGGACAGAGCAUCACUACUCUGGUACUGGAGUUAUUCCAGGGAGUGUUUGGGUUCGUUUUUGCAAACUUCGCUGCAAUUUUGGUGAUUGGUGGAGUGUACUACUUGUACACGCUCAGACAGCAGGGAAGGGGGUUAGAGGUGUUGCAGAAGAAGAAGAAGAAGUUAUGAAAGUCAUAGGGCGCGUCGGUGAUUGAAGAGUCCCUGGACAUAAACGACUGCACUGCCACACUCGCCGGGUCGUACAUGCCAAUUUGUUCACGUUGAACGUUU
Molecule: messenger RNA, 641 nt
Organism: Suillus clintonianus
Lineage: Eukaryota; Fungi; Basidiomycota; Agaricomycetes; Boletales; Suillaceae
Exons: 2
Coding region: 231-539 (102 amino acids)
Source: RefSeq, a predicted model, not a curated record